AUGGAAAGUGCUCUUUACUCCAGAAUUUCCGAAGGAAACCCGAAUAAGAUGGAAAGUGCUCUUUACUCCAGAAGUUCCGAAGCAAACCCGAAUAAGAUGGAGAAAGCUCUUUACUCCAGAAGUUCCGAAGGAAACCCGAAUAAGAUGGAAAGUGCUCUUUACUCCAGAAGUUCCGAAGGAAACCCGAAUAAGAUGGAAAGUGCUCUUUACUCCAGAAGUUCCGAAGGAAACCCGAAUAAGAUGGAAAGUGCUCUUUACUCCAGAAGUUCCGAAGCAAACCCGAAUAAGAUGGAAAGUGCUCUUUACUCCAGAAGUUCCGAAGGAAACCCGAAUAAGAUGGAAAGAACUCGUGAUUUUAGAAGUAAAAGUGAACAAGGUAACGUUAAGAUCCGAAGUUUGCUUUCCAUCUUAUUCGGGUUUCCUUCGGAACUUCUGGAGUAA
Limulus polyphemus (Atlantic horseshoe crab) is the source of this 441-nucleotide messenger RNA. RefSeq names its product circumsporozoite protein-like. NCBI's taxonomy places the organism in Eukaryota, Metazoa, Arthropoda, Merostomata, Xiphosura, Limulidae. The record is from RefSeq and is a predicted model, not a curated record. Bases 1 to 441 code for a protein of 146 amino acids. The transcript has a single exon.